Molecule: messenger RNA, 7657 nt
Organism: Vicugna pacos (alpaca)
Lineage: Eukaryota; Metazoa; Chordata; Mammalia; Artiodactyla; Camelidae
Source: RefSeq, a predicted model, not a curated record
AAUCUUGCUUUCUCCUCAGAAAAUGCAGACUUCCCCACUGCACCCUUUGCUUCUUCCAUUGGAAGCCACAGUGUGACACUGCGAUGGAAAUCUGCCAACAUCUCUGGAGUGAAAUACAUCAUUCAGUGGAAGUAUGCACAACUCCGUGGAAGCUGGACUUACACUGAGGCUGUGUCCAAGCUCUCCUACGUGGUGGAGCCCCUACAUCCGUUCACUGAAUAUAUUUUUCGAGUGGUUUGGAUCUUCACAGCCCAGCUGCAAUUGCAUUCCCCACCAAGCCCCAGUUACAGGACCCAUUCUUAUGGAGUUCCUGAAACUGCUCCCCUGAUUAGGACUAUUGAAAGCUCAAGUCCUGACACCGUGGAAGUGAGUUGGGCUCCACCUCAAUUCCCAGGUGGACCCAUUUUGGGUUAUAACUUAAGGCUGAUCAGCAAAAAUCAAAAAUUAGAUUCAGGGACACAGAGAACCAGUUUCCAGUUUUACUCUACUCUAGCAAGUACCACCUACAGGUUUUCUAUUGCAGCAGUAAAUGAAGUUGGUGAGGGGCCGGAAGCAGAAUCUAGUAUUACCACUUCAUCCCCAGCAGUUCAAGAAGAGGAACAGUGGCUCUUUUUAUCCAGGAAAACUUCUCUAAGAAAGAGAUCUUUAAAGCAUUUAGUAGAUGAAGCACAUUGCCUUCAGUCAGAUGCUACACGCCAUAAUAUUACAGGAAUAUCAGUUAAUGUCCACCAGCAAGUUGUUUAUUUCUCUGAAGGAAUGCUCAUAUGGGUGAAGGAAGCUGCCAAUAUGUCUGAUGGGUCUGACCUGAGAAUUUUUUACAGAGGUUCAGGAUUAAUUUCUUCCAUCUCCGUAGACUGGCUUUAUCAGAGAAUGUAUUUCAUCAUGGAUAAACUGGUAUGUGUCUGUGAUUUAGAGAACUGCUCAAGCAUUGAGGAAAUUACUCCUUCCUCCAUUAUUGCACCUCAAAAAAUUGUGGCUGAUUCGUACAAUGGGUAUAUCUUUUAUCUCCUGAGAGACGGCAUUUAUAGAGUCAAUCUCCCUGUGCCCUCUGGUCGAUCAGAAGCCAUGCAUAUUGUGCAGAGCUGCACAUUAAAGGACUUUGCAAUAAAGCCGCAGUCCAAGCGAAUCAUUUACUACAACGACACCACCCAAGUCUUCAUGUCAACCUUUCUGGACGGCUCCGCUUCCCACCUGAUCCUACCUCACGUCCCCUUUACUGAUGUGAAGAGCUUUGCUUGUGAAAACAAUGACUUCCUGGUCACAGAUGGCAAGGCCGUUUUCCAACAGGAUUCUUUGUCUUUUAAUGAGUUCAUUGUGGGAUGUGACCUGAGUCAUAUAGAAGAAUUCGGCUUCGGCAACUUGGUCAUCUUUGGCUCGUACACCCAGCCGCACCCCGUGCCGGGCCGCCCGCAGCAGCUCUCUGUGCUGUUCGGCUCCCACCAGGCCCUGGUUCAGUGGACGCCCCCAGCCCUCGCCAUCGGAGCCAGUGAGUGCCCUGUCAGUAAUACUGUUUAACUCUUCCGAUUAGGCCCUUCCGCUUGGCAGAACUGGACUUACGAGGUGAAAGUGUCAACCCAAGACUUUCCUGAAAUCACUCACGUUUUCCCUAAUAUAAGUGGGACCAUGCUUAAUGUACCCAACCUUCAGAGUGCUACGAGAUACAAGGUUUCUGUGAGAGCGAGUUCUCCCAAGGGGCCCGGCCCUUGGUCAGAGCCCUCAGCGGGGACUACCCUGGUACCAGCUACAGAACCACCAUUUAUCAUGGCUGUGAAGGAAGAUGGGCUUUGGAGUAAACCGUUAAAUAGCUUUGGCCCAGGAGAAUUUUUAUCCUCUGAUAUAGGCAAUGUGUCAGACAUGGACUGGUAUAACAACAGCCUCUACUACAGCGACACAAAAGGUGAUGUUUACGUGUGGCUGCUGAACGGGACGGAUGUCUCAGAGAAUUACCACAUACCCAACAUUGCAGGAGCUGGGGCUUUAGCUUUCGAAUGGCUGGGUCACUGUCUCUACUGGGCUGGAAAAACAUACGUGAUACAAAGGCAGUCUGUGUUGACAGGACACACAGACAUUGUGACCCAUGUGAAGUUGUUGGUGAAUGACAUGGUGGUGGAUUCUGUUGGUGGAUAUCUCUACUGGACCACACUAUAUUCAGUUGAAAGCACCAGGCUAAAUGGGGAAAGUUCCCUUACACUACAGGCGCAGCCAUGGUUUUCUGGGAAAAAGGUAAUUGCUCUAACUUUAGACCUUAGUGAUGGGCUCCUGUAUUGGUUGGUUCAAGACAGUCAAUGUAUUCACCUGUACACAGCUGUUCUUCGGGGUCAGAGCACCGGGGAUCCCACAAUCACGGAGUUCGCAGCCUGGAGUAGUUCCGACAUUUCCCAGAACGCGCUGAUGUACUACAGCGGCCGGCUCUUCUGGAUCAAUGGCUUUCGGAUUAUCACGGCUCAGGAAAUAGGUCAGAGAACUAGCGUCUCCGUUUUGGAACCGGCCAAAUUUAAUCAGUUCACAAUUAUUCAGACAUCCCUCAAGCCUCUGCCAGGGAACUUUUCCUUUACCCCUAAGGUUAUCCCAGAUUUCAUUCCAGAGUCUUCCUUUAUGAUUGAAGGAAAUGCUUCAAGUUUUCAAAUCCUCUGGAAUGCUCCUCCAGCAGUGGAUUGGGGUGUAAUUUUCUACAGUGUGGAAUUUAGUGCCCCUUCUAAGUUCCUGGCUAGUGAACAACAGUCUUUACCUGUAUUUACUGUGGAAGGGCUGGAGCCCUAUGCCUUAUUUAAUCUUUCUGUCACUCCUUAUACCUUCUGGGGAAAGGGCCCCAAAACAUCUCUAUCACUCCGAGCACCUGAAACAGUUCCAUCAGCACCAGAGAAUCCCAGAGUAUUUGUAUUACCAAGUGAAAAAUAUCACAACAAGAACGAAGUUGUGGUGGAAUUUAGGUGGAAUAAACCUAAGCAUGAAAAUGGUGUGUUAACAAGAUUUGAAAUGUUCUAUCAAUUAUCCAAAGAAAGUGACACAAACAAAACAUUUGAAGACUGGAUUGUUGUCAAUGUCACUCCCUCAGUGAUGUCUUUUCAACUUCAGGGCAUGAGUCCUGGGUACACUGUUGCCUUCCAGGUUCGAGUCUUCACAUCCAAAGGACCUGGCCCAUUUUCUGACAUAGUAAAGUCCAAAACAUCAGAAAUCACCCCAUUUCCAUACCUCAUAACUCUUUCUGGCAACAAGAUAGUGUUGUUAGAUAUGGAUCAAAAUCAAGUUGUGUGGACAUUUUCGGCGGACGAAGACAUCAGCGCCAUGGGCUACACGGGGACCGAUGCAGUGGGGUACUUUGCACAAGGAGGCGCACUCUUCCGUCUGAACAUGCACGAUCGGUCCAGCUCAGAGAUUUUCCGGGAUGCACUGGUUUUUGAUAUCACAAUGAUUACAGUUGACUGGCUUUCAAGGCAUCUCUACUUUGUGCUGAAAGACUUGCACAAUGGAAUGCAAAUAUUUGAUCUUGAUCUUGAAAACAAGGUGAAAUAUCCCAGGAAACUGAAAAUUUGUAACAGAAAUUCAACAAUAAUCUCUUUUUCUGUGUAUCCCUUUUUAAGUCGCCUGUAUUGGACAGAAGUUUCCAAUUUUGGAUCUCAGAUGUUCUAUUACUGUAUUAUAAACCAGACCUUGCACCAAAUUCUGCAACCCACAGCCAUAAACCAUCCAUCUGGAAGGAGCCAAUGUUCCUGCAACGUGACUGAAUUGGAGUUAAGUGGAGCAAUGACUAUUGAUACCUCUGACUUGAAGAAGCCACAGAUAUACUUUGUCAAAGGGCAAGAGAUCUGGGCCAUGGAUCUGGAAGGAUGUCAGUGUUGGCAAGUUACCAUGAUGCCUGCUCUGCUUGCAGGAAAAACACUUGUUAGCUUAACCGUGGAUGGGGAGUUUCUCUAUUGGAUUGCCACAGCAAAGGACAGCACACAGAUUUAUCAAGUAAAGAAAAGCAAUGGGGUCAUCCUCUCUCAGGUAGAGGCUCCAAGGAGUAAGCGUAUCUUGGUUUACAGUUCGGUUCUGCAGCCUUUUCCAGAUAGAGCAUUUCUGUCUUUAGCUUCAGAUAUUGCAGAGCCGACUAUACUUAACGCCACUAACACCAGCCUUACAAUCAGAUUACCACCUGCCAGGACAAACCUCACGUGGUAUGGAAUCACCAGCCCUACUCCAACGUACCUGGUUUAUUACAAAGAAGUUAAUGGCAGGAAAAACAGCUCUGAACUGGAAGAUAGAAUGCUGGAAUUUCAGAAGAGUAUAGCCCUUAUUGAAGGUUUACAGCCAUUUUCAACAUAUAUGAUACAGAUAGCUGUAAAGAAUUAUUAUUCAGAUCCUUUGGAACUGUUACCUCUGGGAAAAGAGAUUUGGGGAAAAACUAAAAGUGGAGUACCAGAGGCAGUUUGGCUCAUUAACACAACUGUGCAGUCAGACACCAGCCUCGUCAUAUCCUGGAGAGAAUCUCCCAAGCCAAAUGGACCAAAAGAGUCAGUCCGCUAUCAGGUGGCAAUCUCACAUCUGGCCCCAAUUCCUGAGACUCCAUUAAGGCAAAGUGAAUAUCCCAAUGGAAGGCUCUCUCUCCUUGUUACUAGACUGUCCGGUGGAAAACUGUAUGUGGUAAAGGUUUUGGCCUGCCACGCCGAGGACAUGUGGUGUGCUGAGAGUCGUCCUGUCGCUGUCGAAAUGUUUGACACACCGGAGGAACCUUAUGCCUUGGUUCCAGAGAAUACUAGUUUGCAAUUAGACUGGAAGGCUCCAUCUAAUGUUGACCUCAUCCGAUUUUGGUUUGAACUCCAAAAGUGGAAGCACAAUGAGUUUUACCAUGUUACAGCUUCGUGCAGCCAAGGUCCUGCAUAUGUCUGUAACAUCACAGAUCUACAACCUUAUACUUCCUAUAAUGUCCGAGUAGUGGUGGUGUACAGAACAGGAGAAAACAGCACGUCUCUUCCAGAAAGCUUUAAGACUAAACCUGGAGUCCCAAGUAAACCAGGCAUCCCAAAAUUAUUAGAAGGGAGUAAAAAUUCAAUACAGUGGGAAAAAUCUGAUGAUAAUGGAAGCAGACUUAUGUACUAUAUCCUUGAAAUCAGAAAGGGCACUUCAAAUGAUUCACAGAAGGAGAAUUUAAUGUGGAAGGUGGCAUUUAAUGGAUCAUGCAGUAGCAUUUGCACAUGGAAGUCCAAAAACCUGAAAGGAACAUUUCAGUUCAGAGUAGUAGCUGUAAAUAAUCUGGGGUUUGGUGACUAUAGUGGAAUCAGUGAGGAUAUUGUAUUAGUUGGAGAUGGUUUUUGGAUACCAGAAACAAGCUUUAUACUUACUAUUAUAAUUGGAAUACUUCUGGUUAUAACAAUUCCACUGACUUUUGUCUGGCAUAGAAGGUUAAAGUAUCAAAAAACUCCUAAGGAAGGGCUGACAGUUCCCAUAAACGAAGACAAAGAGCUGGGCGAACUUCGGGGUCUGGCCACUGGAGUAGGACUGGCCAAUGCCUGCUAUGCGAUACAUACUCUUCCGACGCAAGAGGAGAUUGAAAGCCUUCCUGCCUUCCCUCGGGAAAGACUGAGUCUGCGUCUCUUGUUGGGAAGCGGGGCCUUUGGAGAAGUGUAUGAAGGGACAGCAGUAGACAUCUUAGGAGCUGGAAGCGGAGAAACCAAAGUAGCAGUGAAGACUUUGAAGAAGGGCUCCACGGACCAGGAGAAGAUUGAAUUCCUGAAAGAGGCACAUUUGAUGAGCAAGUUUAAUCAUCCCAACAUUCUGAAGCAGCUUGGAGUCUGUCUGCUGAACGAACCCCAGUACAUUAUCCUGGAACUGAUGGAAGGAGGAGACCUUCUGACCUAUUUGCGUAAAGCCCGGAUGACAACGUUUCAUGGCCCUUUACUCACCUUGGUUGACCUUGUAGACCUGUGUGUAGAUAUUUCAAAAGGCUGUGUCUACUUGGAGGAGAUGCACUUCAUUCAUAGGGAUCUGGCAGCUCGAAAUUGCCUUGUCUCCGUGAAAGAGUACGCAAGCCCAUCCCGGAUGGUGAAGAUUGGGGACUUUGGACUUGCCAGGGACGUCUAUAAAAACGACUACUACAGAAAGAGAGGAGAAGGCCUGCUGCCUGUGCGGUGGAUGGCUCCAGAAAGUUUGAUGGAUGGACUCUUCACUACUCAGUCUGAUGUAUGGUCUUUUGGAAUUCUGAUUUGGGAAAUUUUAACUCUUGGUCAUCAGCCUUAUCCAGCUCAUUCCAACCUUGAUGUUUUAAACUAUGUGCAAACCGGAGGGAGACUGGAGCCACCGAGAAAUUGUCCUGAUGAUCUGUGGACUUUAAUGACCCAGUGCUGGGCUCAAGAACCUGACCAAAGACCUACUUUCCAUAAAAUUCAAGACCAGCUUCAGUUAUUCAGAAAUUUUUCCUUAAAUGGUAUUUCUCAAUGCAGAGAAGCAGCAAAAUCUAGUGGAGUCAUAAAUGAAGGCUUUGAAGAUGAAGAUGGUCAUGUGAUUUGUUUGAAUUCAGAUGAAGUUACAUCUGAAGCCAAGAACCAAGAAGGGUUAAACUAUAUGGUACUUGCUACAGAAUUUAGCCAAGGUGAAGCUAAUUCUGAGGGUCCUGUAGACUCCAAGGAAUCUGACUCUCGUGGUCUGAGGAAAGAAGAGAAGGAACCACGUGCAGACAAAGAUAUCUGCCAAGAAAAACAAGUGGCUUACUGCCCUCCUGGCAAGCCCGAGGGCCUGAACUACGUCUGCCUCACUCACAGUGGAUAUGGAGACGGGUCUGAUUAAUAGCUCUGUUUGGGAAGCGUAGAGUUGAGACAAACACUCCUCCCAUUAAGUAGUCACUGAAAGAAAACCUGGUAGAGUGACAGAUGUGGUGGUGUGGUGGUCUAUGGCUCCGAAUUAACACCGGAAAGUGCCUGAAUUCUAAUCUUGGUUCCAAGAGCCAUUUGGUUUUAGUGUGACAAUCCCCACGCCAACUGUGUAACCUUCAGCAGAAUUCUGGGGUGAACCUUUGAGCAUUUGGAAAGCUUAGUAAGACUCACAAGUCUGGAAGGGAAACUGCUCCUUACCCUAAGGGCCCUUAGGCCAUUGCCCACCCCCUUCAGUCUGGGCUAUAACAGAAACAGUUAGAUGGUUAGAGACAAAGCAGGUUUGUUCUGCGACCUGAAGGAGGAGGGUAGAAGCCUGCUCAGGGGAAUGGCUGAACUACAGAUUAUCCUCAAAGGGACAGAGGAAAUGACCAAACAACUCUACCCACACAGAAGGAACCAGCACCUACGACAUGAGAAGUCAUUUGGAAAGCGAUGACUACAAUGAAAGAUGGUCUUUAAUGACUCCUCUAAAAUAUUUUGUAUUUUGGAGGCUUGGAACAGUAGCUUCAAUCAUAUUGUAAAUAGGACAAUGAAGAUCUCUGUGUCCUAAAGUUUAGCAUUCCGUGAUCUUUCGGUUGUACAUAAAUUGCUCUGUGAUUUGUGUGCUAUUACAGAAAUUAGGUAAUAUAAAGAUUGUUUUUGUUUGCCAUAUCUAUUUUAUAUAUAACAUACUUAAGAUUACACUCACUAGCAAAUUGUCCUUAAAAUUAAAUAUAAAUGAUUCUAUAAUGUUAAUUCAAGCUAUGUGAUUUUUAGCGACCAUACAAAAUAAUAAAUACCUGAAUGAGAACUAUUAAAAAAUUUCUUCA